UUUUUGAAUUAAUUUUCUCAAAAUGGCGGCUUCUGAAAACAUCAUUCGGUUUUGCGGCAGUCAACAGAGCAAAAUUGUCAAGUUGAAAGUUAAAAUAGGAGCCAGAGUAUCAAAAGGGUCUACUCUUGGAUUCUAUAAAGUGAUCGAUGCUAAUUCAGACGAUGGAUAUUCUAAAACAACAGAAAAAAUACGAUCUGAAAUGGUUGGAACCGUCAAAGAGCUACUUGUUUUGGAGGGCGACACCAUCGAGCCCAGCACACCAUUGUUUGCUGUUCAAGGAUGUCUGCAUCCAACAGUGAUGAAAGAUAUGUGUGCUGAGUGUGGUGCUGAUCUUAGAAAAGCUCAGGGACAACCUGGUGAAAGAAGUCAGUGCAGCUCUGCAUCUGUUGCCAUGGUGCAUAGCAUUCCAGAGCUUCAAGUCAGCAAAGAGGAGGCAGUAAGUCUGGCGAAGGCUGAUGAAGAACGCCUGCUUAAACAUCAUAAACUGGUUCUAGUUGUGGACUUGGAUCAGACCUUGAUACACACUACAAUGGACGCAGUCCCUGCAACGCUGAAGAAUGUACAUCAUUUUCAACUCUGGAACUCCGGGCCGCAGUCGCCUUGGUACCAUACUCGCAUUCGGCCUGGCUGUCAAAAGUUUCUUGAGGAGAUUUCUAAAUAUUAUGAGCUACAUAUAUUCACGAUGGGAGCGAGGUUGUAUGCUCAUACAAUUGCUUCAUUCCUGGACCCACAUCAAAAGUAUUUCUCGCAUCGUAUACUAUCAAGAGACGAAUGCUUUGAUCGCAAUCUGAAAACAGCCAACUUAGGAUCAAUUUUUCCCUGUGGUGAUUCAAUGGUAUGCAUCAUUGAUGAUCGAGAAGAUGUUUGGAGCAAUGCCCCGAAUCUGAUACACGUUAAACCAUACUGCUACUUCAGUGGAACGGGGGACAUAAACACACCCCCACUCUACCAAAAGGAAGCAAAGGUUGACGACUCUUUCAAACAGAUUGCCAGCUCAUCUACUGUAAAUAAAGAAACAGGAAAAGGAUCCCCUGAGGAAUCAAUUGACACUACUGGUCAGACAUCAAAUACUAAUGGAAGCAAGACUUCUGAAUCACUGCUGGAGAGUACAGAGACUGAACUUGAAAAUGGAAAUUUGGAUCAGGUUAAGAAAUUAGAAAAAAGUAAUUGUACUAGUGAAAGCAAAGAUAAAGCAGAAGACAUGGAGAAUAAGUCCAAGAAACCAGUAGAUGAGAAAACAAGUCCUGAUAAGGGAGAUGAGGAUGCUAAAGAAAAGGUACAUGGUGAAGAUUUGGUAGUUAAAAAAGUUGAAGAAAAAGAUGCAAAAGUUGACAAUGAGGAAGGAGGUAAUUAUGAUGGAGAUGAUUAUUUGCUAUACCUCAAAGAAAAUUUGAUACAAGUUCAUCAAAAGUUCUAUGAGGUUUAUGAUCACUACAAAAGCAAAUCCUUGAAAGAAAAAACGUGUCCUGUACCAGAUUUGAAAGCAAUUGUACCAUCAAUUCGUAAGUCAAUACUAGCUGGUGUUAAUAUAGUGUUUAGUGGGGUGUUUCCAAUUGAUAUGCCCCCAGAGAAAAGUCGUGCUUGGAGAGUAGCUAAGGAGUUUGGUGCAAAUAUUUCAGUAUCGCUGAUUAGUCGUUUUAAAGAUAAAUCUGGACCAGCAAAUGCAACGACACAUUUAGUUGCUGCAAAAUCUGGUACAGAGAAGGUACGUCAAGCUCGUCGUAUGAAGAACGUAAAGAUUGUAUCGGUUGAUUGGUUGUGGUGCUGUCAAGAGAGAUGGGAGCAUGUUGACGAGCGUCUGUUUCUUCUGCACUCGACGAGGAAAUCGGGAAGAUCAUCCAAUAGAAGUCGAAGCAGCACACCAGCAUCAGCUUUCACGGAUUCUGACCAGGAUCAAGAACUUGCCAAGAAAGCAGAAGCAGAGAGGUUGUCAGAUGUGCCCAACAAGCCUCCAGCAGGGAGGCUUACUAGACUAAACAGUGACUACAAUCCAUUAUAUAGCUUCUCUACUGAAGAUUUAAAGUGUAUGGACAUGGAAGUGGAUGAUAUAUUUAACGAGAGCAGCGAUGAAAGUCAAUCAGACAACUGCAGUGGCGACAAUUCACUUGGAAGUGUAACUGUAGCGCCCUCAUCGUCAAGUGAAGACAGUCUGGAUCCAGAGGAGCCUCAUGGAUGGAAAAGGAAACGGCCUCAAAUCGAAUCUGAUGAGGAAGAGCGUUUUAAGAAGGUGGAGAAAGAGGAUAGCAGCUCAAGCCCUGGCUUAAGCGACGAGGAUCGUAGUGAAGAUGAAGACAAAAUGGCUGCUGCUAUUGAUGACCUCUUGACCUACAGUAAAGUAUUGUGAAUCAGUCAACUUUUUUAAAUUAUGAAAAUGCAAGUUACAAAUUUUAUAUGACAAGAAAUGAUUAAACAGCACAUAUUGUACCUAGUGGAAAUAGGAUUAUCAGGUUCUCAUUGCUGUUUUAACAAUUUACAAUGUGGCAAACUCUUUGGAUUGUUAAUAAUUAGUGGUCUUUCAUUCAAAUUAGUAAAUUACCAAAAUGAAGUUGUAUUACAGUAUAAAAUAAUGUUGAUUCAAAUUUGAUUACAUAUUGUAUUGUCAAGUACAUUAGAGGGUAGUUUUGAAGUAUCAAAAGGGGAAUAGGAACAUAACUACAUCUUCAGAAUGUAUUUUCAUAUACAAUAAAGGCAUAUUGCAUUUUUGACCAACAUCAAGAGGGAUCUGCCUCUUUUUGUACAGGAGACCCUUUUGUUAUAACAAGUCAUUUCGUUUGUAUACCAAUUUAUAUACAGUACCUUUAUAAAUAUGUCCAUUAUUUUCAUAGACGGAAUAUUUUAGAUGUAUGUGUUAUAUAUAUAUAGUAAUAAUGUACAUUUUGAUAUUUGAAAUUAAAUGUUUUACUGUAUUGGCAGAACCAUGGAAAUGAAAUGAUCACAAAACAUUGGCUCCCAAGAAAAUAGAGUCAAGAUAAAAUGUACAAUCAGGUUUUGACAAUCUUUUAUUAUUUAGCUCAUUAUUGUAUUAUAAAGUGUUUAUAUUGUAAAAAUCAAAUACUUCUUGUAAUAAAAUAACAUUGUUUUCUUUAA
This is a messenger RNA of Anneissia japonica, 3087 nucleotides long. RefSeq names its product RNA polymerase II subunit A C-terminal domain phosphatase-like. Gene Ontology annotation, molecular function: RNA polymerase II CTD heptapeptide repeat phosphatase activity. Gene Ontology annotation, cellular component: nucleus. The record is from RefSeq and is a predicted model, not a curated record. The transcript is spliced from 6 exons. Bases 23 to 2344 code for a protein of 773 amino acids. Lineage: Eukaryota; Metazoa; Echinodermata; Crinoidea; Comatulida; Comatulidae.